Molecule: messenger RNA, 1812 nt
Organism: Iphiclides podalirius (scarce swallowtail)
Lineage: Eukaryota; Metazoa; Arthropoda; Insecta; Lepidoptera; Papilionidae
Source: the annotation of a GenBank genome assembly
AUGGCUUCCAGUGUGCAAGACUCGCCUCUCGUCCAGCAGACAUUUGUUGAGGAAAUAGAUUAUAGUGAAAUACAAGAGCUGUCGGUUGUGGGCAAAGGAGCUUUUGGCGUGGUGUGGAAAGGCUUAUGGCGGAACACGUAUGUCGCAGUGAAACAUAUAAACUCGGAGGCCGAAAAACGCGAAUUCGCGAUAGAAGUUCGUCAGUUAUCUCGCGUGUCGCAUCCAAAUAUCGUAAGACUUUACGGCGCGUGUACAAAAGGUGCCCAUGUCUGUCUAGUAAUGGAAUAUGCUGAAGGUGGUUCACUGUACAAUGUACUUCACAAUAGGCCAAAGCCCAAAUACACUGCAGCACAUGCUAUGAGUUGGGCACUACAGUGUGCUGAGGGUGUUGCAUAUUUACAUUCAAUGAAACCAAAGCCAUUAAUACAUAGAGAUUUGAAACCACCAAAUUUAUUAUUAGUUGGAGGCGGGCAGAGACUCAAAAUAUGUGAUUUUGGAACGGCAGCUGAUAAAGCUACUUAUAUGACAAAUAAUAAAGGUAGUGCUGCUUGGAUGGCACCAGAGGUUUUUGAGGGCUCAUCAUACACCGAGAAGUGUGAUGUAUUUUCAUGGGGAAUUAUUUUGUGGGAAGUAUUAUCUAGAAGAAAGCCGUUUGAAGAAGGAGGAUCUGCAUUUAGAAUUAUGUGGGCGGUACAUACAGGACAAAGGCCAAAUCUUAUUGAAGGCUGUCCUGAACCUAUAGAGCAAUUGAUGACACAAUGCUGGGACAAAGUGCCAGCGGAACGACCAAGCAUGGCGGAAGUGGUGGAAAUCAUGACGGCGCUCUGCGCCUUCUUCCCCGGUGCCGAUACGCCGAUUGAUUACAACGACUGCGAGGAAGACGACGCGGAGUAUUCCGACGAGGACUUCAUGAUGUACGACACCCAGGACAGCUUGGAGACGGAGACGGACAACAUGUCGCAGACCCAAAACUCCCUUCGCUACACGGACGAGACCAGCUCCGACCCGACGGCUUACCGGCAGACGGGCCGGCCCGCGCUCUCGCCCAGGCCGCGCAGCCUCGUCGAGACCCAAGUGAACAGGCUGCAGAACCUCAUCGCGUCGGAGGUCCAGCCGCCGCCCAGGGGGUCGAACGAGCCGGACCUGGCGCGCGUGGGCAACCUCAGGAUCCCGCAGCAGUUCAGGGGCCCCGAAGCAGCGGGCAGGUCGCCGGUGACCAUCAGCCGCACGUCCAGCUCGCCGGUGCCGUCGGACGUGAUGCACCUUCCCAGCGGCGGCAGCACGCCCCAGGACACGCUGCGGAUCGUGCGCAGCCCCAAGAUAUUCGAGAGCCCCUCGCCCAGGCGGCUCUCGCCGAUAGUCAACUACAACAUCGGCAACAUGAACCCGCGGCACAUAGACAUCGAGCAGUACUGGAACAGGGAGGCCGAAAAGACGGCCCGCAGCCCCUCGACGCUUAGCAACACGAACUCGCUGCGGAAGGAGGACCACAACCAGAACUACUGCGAUCGACUGAGCGCCGCCAACAGCCCGGUUGCCACCAGGGAACUAAAUGGGAAGUUGCAGCAGCCGGCGGAUGCACGGUAUCAGUCGCCGUUGCAGAUCGAGGUCGAUUCGGACGCGUGGGAGCUGAACGACCUGCCGCUCGAUUUCGACGGCUACGUUGAAGUCAAGAACAUGGCGGGUUUCGAUAAAUUCAUCCCAGUCGGAAACGCCCGUCGGGACCAACGACCGAACGGCCGCGGUAUUGUUAGACCAGCGAGCGGGCUUGCCUGCUGCUUUCGAAUCGCUUCGUAUCGCCUCGCGUCCGAC